Messenger RNA from Rhincodon typus (whale shark), 602 nucleotides. RefSeq lists its product as uncharacterized. The transcript has 4 exons. NCBI's taxonomy places the organism in Eukaryota, Metazoa, Chordata, Chondrichthyes, Orectolobiformes, Rhincodontidae. The record is from RefSeq and is a predicted model, not a curated record. Bases 181 to 420 code for a protein of 79 amino acids.
UAUCUAACUCCAACUGCUUUUACCACAUUUCCCAGUCGAGGAGGUUUGAGGUGCUUCCACCUUUUGUACACACGAUUUCCUUCCAAGUAGAAACAGAACUUCUUCAAGUAGUUUUAGAAAACCUGGGUGUCUGCUGUCUUCGUGUUCACUGAGUGGGACUUUGGAGAAAGAAUCUUAAUUAUGGAUUUUGGCAAGUCCUGUGACAAGGAUAAGAAGCAGAAGGAAAAGUGUGAAGAAAAAAAACAUAAAAAGAAGGAAGAAGGUAAAGAUACAUCUUCAAGUUCAAGCUCCUCAAGCAGCAGCAGCAGCUGUUCAGAGGGUGAAGGAAAAGGAAAGCAAGGGGAUCAGAAGAAGAAGAAACCAAAGAAGCACAAGAGUGAUAAAUGCAAGGCAGAUAAACACAAACAUUGCAAAAAAUAGCACAGCAUUUGUGGGGUUACACAUGACAUCAUCGGAGUUGCUACUCCCAUUUCUUAAAGAUGUUUGCUUUAAAGAAACACAAUCAGUCACUGUUUCAUAAAAUGAAUGAUCAAAUAUGAACUUACCUUACUAGAACUGCAUGAUUACCCAAGUUUUACCAAUAAAGAUUAUAAUUUGAAUAA